UAUGACUUUGUUCUUGCUCCAUCACUUUAUAACACUUGCAUGGAUUGGGUACCAGGCAGAGUUGUGGACCAGAGUCAUUGUGAAGCAUCGGUUGGCAAUACGAAGUUCACUGACCUUGUUUUUGCCGUUGAUGCAUUAAUUCUUGCGGAGUCAUUGGAGGUUCUGGCAAUGGCUCUCGAGGCACUCCACGAAGAGGCGACGCCCUUGAGACUUCAGAUCCCUUGGGCUAAGACUACAUAGAAGCAUAUCUGAGUGCGCGCCGAGGCCCUGAAGAUUUCGCCUCUGGAGCUGGAUCGGCGGCCGUGAGUGUGCCCAGCUCAUCCAAAACUGACGACUCAAACAUCUCACUGUCAUCCAGUUUCCUCACACCACCAUUCAUUAUUAAAAAAUACUGAGGCCACCAUCGUCUUUCUAAGAAAACUUUGCAUCACACUAGCAUAAAUUCGUAACAAUAAUGUAAAAACAAAUAUACGAAAAUGAGGGCUAAAUAAAGUAGCGCUUAGUUUUUUUAUAACAUUUAUUUCCCUUUAACUCCUUAUUGCUAAGCUAUUAUUCAUUGCCACACUUUUUUAAGUACGGUUCCUGAAUCUGCACACUUCUGAUUCUGUUGGUGUAGGUUACGUCUCGAUCAAAAACUAAAGAGGGUCAAAAUUCCCUCUGAACAAACUGUGCCGUGAAGGAGUUCGUCCGCCUCGGCAUUUGCUUAUCUCGACCCACAGCUAUCGUAGUACAAUGACAUCUGUAAAAAGCACGGAUCAGCACUCCGCCCUCACGGCACAACUUUGUUCCGUGGCAAUUUUGACUCAAUAUAUUGUUUCUUUCAUCGAGACGCAAACUACACCGAAAAAAAAAACGUACAGAUUUAGGAACCGUGCUUAAAAAAGUUAUGCGAUGAAAAAUAGCGGAGUAUUAAGAAGUUGAAGGAAAAUAAGUGUAAGAAAAUGUUUAUGCGCUACUUUACUUAGCCCUCAUUUUCAUAUACUUGUUUUUACAUUAUUGUGCUGUCAUGAAACUGGGUGGGAGUGAGGUGUGUGAAGUCGCCAGUUUUGGACGAACUGGGCACACUCGCAUCUGCCGCAGUGGGGCACUGGCACCCUUCAUCACAAUGCAGCGGGAUAGGGGACGUGCACUCUAAUAUGUAAUUCUCUGGCCAUGUGUCUGUUCAAGUGUAGGGCGAAGACAUUGUUAUCUUGGAGAAUUUCACAUACUUUGGCAAUGUAAUUUAGAUUAACGGCUAGCUCGACCUAAAUAUCUUGAUGGCAAGGAGAGAGGACUGCGGUGCUAGGACAAGGUAGGGGCAGGUGGUUGUGCACGACAUGCUAACAUGCAAAGUCCAUGUACUCCCCUUUUUUUUUGUAAAAUGUCACACCAGCUCUGCCAUAAUUUGCAAAAUAUCUGAAGAGUAAGCUAGAUCAUUUUUCGUCGGAGAAUCCUUAGUGUAAUAUUAGACUGAUUUGAUAAUUGAUUUUAAAACCAAUUUUAAUAAAACCUGAUAUGAAUAUUCUUCAGCGAUUUUUACAUUUAUUCUUGCUUUUUUUUCUAUCACUGUAGCAUCCCCUUUCCAAAGAACAAGCAUUCACAAGUACAAAAGUGUAAACGUAAAUCAAGUGGUAAAAAACUAACUGGAUAUCUUUGGGGAUUAGAAUGUUAUUUUUCUCACGUAAUGAAUGUUCUUAUUAGAUAUUAUAAUUAGGGCUGAGUGGUUAGCGUGACGGCGUAGCGUUCAGUACGACGCGGGUUCACGCCCCGCCACAAGCUGGGAUUUUUCAGUCAGCGCCGAGCGGCCUCAGACUACCCAUAUGCUGUCCAGAAGACCAUCUAUCAACCCGAACUCAAGAUUCUCUCUCUAGAGGAGAGGGUCAUUGAUGAGGUCCGAGGGUCAGCAUAAGCCAAGGAAGAUGGCGCCACUAUAAACACUUGGUUGCGCCACAACGGGCUGGGGCCGAUCAUCAGGCCCCAUCAAGAAAGUCUACCGGCGCCUUGGGCGGAAACCUUAAAAAUCAGGCCGUGGCCAUGAUUCGCUCAUCGGCGCUCAGGGUGUGCCAGGGGUGGGCCGCAGGCUCCAGGAGGACCAGCAUCCCAACCACCAUCACUGCUGCGGCCACCGUCGGCACCAACGUGGAAAGGCUGGAACGCUUCCUCCACUCUACAACGUUCAAAUUCAACACGUCGGAAGAAGAGAAGGGUAUUAAGUGGAGGUUCCCCGUAGACAACUGGACGAAGGCCAUGAUGAGGAGUGUUGAUCGCGGCAUGUGUGUAACCAUAAUCUUCACCCUCAACUCCAAAGCGCCCAUCACCCCUGACCUGAUGGAAGAGGCGCUCGUUCACCUCUACGGGAAGAUCGAGUCAUUCAGAACUUGCUUCCGAAUGCGGGACGGGCAGCUGUGGGUCGCUGAUAUGCCACGAAACAAAUUAGAUUUUCAGGUGGUCGGCAGUACGGACUUGGAGCAUGAACACUCUGAACUGCAAAAAGUAAAAUUUGACCUCCACAAUGGGCCCCUGUGGAAUGCUCGUCUCAUGACAUGCCCUCCCGAUGCUCCCUGUCCUCUCCCUGAAGUGAAGGCAGCAUAUCCUUACCAGUGUUACCUCCUGAUGUCCGCCCACCACGCUGCUAAUGACGGCGGCACCUUACUACUAAUGCCGGACCUCCUUAUCAGCAUCAUCGACAGCCUCCUCGAAGGCUCGCCCGUGGACACCAGGCCGGUCGGGGAGCUCCGUGACGGCGUGGAGGCCAGAAUGGAGGGAAACAGGAUUAGGGCAGAACUGGAAAGGGAUCCUGAGAAGCUUAUGGCGUCUCUAAAAAAACAUUUAGCGACCAAACAUCUUCCCCUUCUCAUGGAAGCUUAUGGUGUCCCGAAAGAAGCAGACCCAACAACGAUAUACUCGCAGCCGGUCUUAAUCGACAAGGAGAUAAUGGAAAAGAUCGCCGCCAAGUCUUGUUCCAUUGGCGCCUCCCUCAGCUCCUGCCUCAAUGCUAUCUUGAACAUAUCCGUGAUGGAGGUGGCUCGCGAGGCGGGCUUAGAAAGAGACGUCUAUAACAUUUCCACGAGAUUAGCCGUCAGUUCCCGCCGACUAAUGAAGAGCUGUGAGAGCUUUCCUCUUGGCUACCAUGCCAUCCCCUUCACGCACUGCAUCUCCACGCCACGUGAUGUAAAGAAAAACUUCUGGCAGUACGUGGAGCGCCUCCACACAGAGAUCCACGAGAAGCUUAACAGGAACUACAUGUGUGAGGAGAUGGUGCUUGCUGAGCUGCUGAACACGGAGGGAUCCGCGCACGAAGCCAAGUUUGCCAGAGAACAAUUUGAUUUUGACCAUUUCUUCUCAAACCUUUGCUCUUUCGAAGCCUCUCAGCAGAAAGGGGUUGGCAAGAAUGCUCAAAUAACAGCAGAAAAUUAUUACUUGAGGUUUCAUAACAAGAACUAUCCUCUGGCACAAAUGGUGUUCCCUUUCCGCGGCAAUCUCUGCUUACAGAACUAUUGCUCCACAAGGGCCAUUGACAGCAGAGUAGCAAACAGAUGUCUCGAGAAAAACGUCUCCACGCUUUAUGAUGUCUCCAAAAUGGUGGAUUAAAGGUAAAUGUACAACUAGUUUGAGGAGUUACGACUGAAAACAAUUACACGAAUGCCUUGGUGCUCUAUGAAGAGUUUAGUGUCCAUACAACACAUUACCGUAUUGCUUUGCAGUCGCAAAUCACUCGUUCUUGUGAUAUAACUUUUUUUCGUAAAUAUUUACAUCAGUUGCCCAGUCGCGACCGCCAUGGUGAUGGUGGGAGCAGGAACUGUAGGAUUGCCAGAUGCUUCAAUAAGAGAAAUCUUCACACCACGUCA
Eriocheir sinensis (Chinese mitten crab) is the source of this 3827-nucleotide messenger RNA. RefSeq lists its product as uncharacterized. NCBI's taxonomy places the organism in Eukaryota, Metazoa, Arthropoda, Malacostraca, Decapoda, Varunidae. The transcript has 5 exons. The record is from RefSeq and is a predicted model, not a curated record. Bases 2014 to 3570 code for a protein of 518 amino acids.